AUGGCGCUGGAGGCGCUGCAGCAGCCGCAGCAGCAGCAGCACAAAAUUUUGGAAAUGAAAGCUUACAGAUUGGCCAGCAACAAAACAGAUGGAGAUGUUGCUGAGAUUCUUUUCUUCACUUUGCUGCAGCAGCUAAUUCUCGAGGCCCCCCGAACCAAAGAAGCUUUUGUGGAGUGGCUGAAGGACGAGGAGACAGAAAGCGAUUAA
Eimeria necatrix is the source of this 207-nucleotide messenger RNA. RefSeq lists its product as hypothetical. The annotation marks the transcript as partial. The transcript is spliced from 2 exons. Lineage: Eukaryota; Apicomplexa; Conoidasida; Eucoccidiorida; Eimeriidae. The record is from RefSeq and is a predicted model, not a curated record.